Molecule: messenger RNA, 1788 nt
Organism: Cordyceps fumosorosea ARSEF 2679
Lineage: Eukaryota; Fungi; Ascomycota; Sordariomycetes; Hypocreales; Cordycipitaceae
Product: WD40/YVTN repeat-like-containing domain protein
Exons: 1
Coding region: 1-1788 (595 amino acids)
Cellular component (GO): small-subunit processome
Molecular function (GO): snoRNA binding; protein binding
Source: RefSeq, a predicted model, not a curated record
AUGUCGUCGUUUUUCACGGCUCCUGGCGCCCAGAAGAAGCGCAAGAGGAAUGUAUCAGCAGAGGUGCCAAAAAAGAGAAUCGCCGCAACCAAAAAGAACGGCCCCGGCCGCUCUACGACAGCCGCGCCAAAAAAGAAGCGACCAGAGCGGGAAGAGUCAAUUUCUGGCAGCGACUCGGACGACGACGAUGAUGAUGACUCUGACAUUCCCUCCGACAUGCAAGAAGACGUUAGCGAGGACGAAUCCGACGAGAGUGAAGAGGAGACCGCCGCCGAACGAAGACUUCGUCUAGCCGAGCGCUACCUGGAAAAUGUCAAGCAGCACGUGGACGAGGCCGGCUUUGAUGCUGCCGAUAUCGAUCGCGACAUGAUUGCCGAACGACUUCAAGAAGACAUUGCAGAGACCAAGGGAAGGGUAUACCGCCAAUUAGCCUCAGGGCUGGCACUUCAGCGGUCCUCACAAACACUGUUCCGAACAAAUACGCACGCAGUCACUUCCGUCGCUGCUUGUGCCCCAUACGUAUACACCGUAACAAAAGACACGUUCCUCCACCGAUGGAGAAUACAGGACCUACCCAAGGACCAGUACCCACAAACUACAAAGCGCAAAUCAAAGAAACCUGCCGCGCCGCCGCGAAGAAAACCCGAGCUCGAGACCUGGAUCAGGGGAAACACUGGCAAAGCCGGGCAAAGGCAAUACAAGAGACAUACCGGCCGCAUCCUAGCCGUCGCAGCCUCACCAGACGGCAAAUACGUCGUGACCGGCGGCGACGACAAGAAGAUGAUUGUCUACGAGGCCGCGACGCUCAAGCCGAUCAAGGUCCUCACCCACCACCGCGACGCCGUCACGGGCCUCGCAUUCCGAAGAGGAACGAACCAGCUCUACUCGUGCUCCAAAGAUAGAACGGUCAAGGUCUGGAGCCUGGACGAGAUGGCCUACGUCGAGACCCUGUUCGGCCACCAAGACGAGGUCAUCGACAUUGACGCGCUGGCGCAGGAGCGCUGUGUCAGCGUCGGCGCGCGCGAUCGCACCGCGCGACUGUGGAAGGUCAUGGAGGAGACGCAGCUCGUCUUCCGCGGCGGCGCCGUGGACAAGAAGGCUAAACACCCGGGCGUCGACAAGCGCUCGCUGCUGGCCGAAGGCACCAUGGACCGCGUUGCCAUGAUCGACGACGAGCUCUUCGUGACCGGCAGCGACAACGGCUCCAUAGCGCUCUGGAGCGUCGCCAAGAAGAAGCCCGUGUACAUCGAGCCGCUCGCGCACGGCGUCGACCCGCCGCUCGACCCGCACGCCGCCUCCGCCGAGAAGCAGCCGAGCGGCAAGGAGAUCCCCGCGCCGACGCCGCGCUGGAUCACCGCGCUCAAGACGAUACCCUACUCGGACGUCAUCCUCAGCGGCAGCUGGGACGGGCGCGUCAAGGCCUGGCGCCUCUCCGAGGACAAGCGCAAGAUUGAACUCGUGGGCUGCCUCGGCGCGCAAGACUCAGAAAGCGCAGCGGCGGAAGAAGAAGACGGUGACGACGACCGCAACGGCGCGUUCAAGCAGCUGCCGCAGCGCCCGAUCGAGGGCAUCAUCAACGGCAUCUCGGUGUUUGAGCGCGGCGAGCGCGGCCAGGACGGGCUGUGCGUCGUCGCGGCGGUCAGCAACGAGCACCGCCUCGGUCGGUGGAAGGUGCGCAAGGGGGCACGCAACGGCGGCGUCGUCUUCGAGGUGCCUCGCCUGCCAGGCGGCGAGGCGGAGGUGGAGGCGGAUGACCAGUCGGCGGAAGGCGAGAGCUCGGAGGAGUGA